Messenger RNA from Spirodela intermedia, 6709 nucleotides. The record is from the annotation of a GenBank genome assembly. Lineage: Eukaryota; Viridiplantae; Streptophyta; Magnoliopsida; Alismatales; Araceae.
AUGGCGCCCUCGUCUGUCCUCACUUCCUUCUUCCUUUUCUCCCUUGUUAUGCACCAUGGGGCCUCCCCUCUCAUGCCCCCAGCCGUCCGGGUGCUCAUGAACUACGAGAAGAUCCAGUUCCAGACGGUCACCGACCCGGAGAGCCUCGCCUCCUCGACGCCGCCGGAGGCGGACCUUACACCGGCGUCUCCGACUGGCGAGUCCUGAAGUGGGAAAGCCCCUCUCGCGGGUGGGUCGAGUUCGCCGUUCCCAAGCCAGAUAGGUGACGACCGUAAACUCAGUGCUAAAUUAGACAAUUCGAUUAUAUAAAAUCUUUAAAUUUUUCAUAGCAUCAAUGUAUGAAGAUAUAAUGCACCUUUGACGGGUCUCUCUCACUAUCUCCCUCACGAUGUUAACAGGAAUGGAGUACGGUGCAAUGCUUUGGCGGUCCCCGAGAUGGAGGACAGAUGCGGGAGACCUCUUGGACUGCAGUCCCAUCGAGCCACGGGGAACCUCUACAUUGCUGACGCCUAUUACGGCCUCCUGGUGGUCGGUCCUGGUGGCGGGGUGGCGACGCAGCUCGUCGUCGCUGCCGAAGCUAAGCCGUGGACGUCGACCAAGAGAGAGGGCUCGUGUACUUCACCGAUAUCAGUACCCAAUUCCAGAGAAGGUCCUCACUGCCUCCACCUCUUCCUCUCCCCAUCAUUUCAUUCAUCUCCGUUACAGUUCUCUAGCUAACUGACUCAUAAAAAAUCGCUACAAAUGUAUAUCAGUGGAACCUGAACUUAAGCAAACAAUGUUGGAAUGUUAUUAUUGCUGCUUAUAUCAAACACGUGAUGUUUAAUCUAUGGUCAAUAAUAUUGAAACAACAUAUUAUAGUAGAUCAAUGUUCUAGCUGAGAAGAGAUAUAGAAAGAGUGUUGGCGGUGUCAGUCCAUCAAGGCUGACCUGUUCGGGAGACGUGCGAGGAGCCUCCUCCUGUCUCAACCAUUCGAGAGAUGUGUAAGAGACCCUCUCCCAUCUGACUUGUAUAGGACACAUGUGAGGAGUGAGGGACAGUGACACAGUUGUCACCUCAUCUCAUCUAACCCGGUCAAGGGUUGUGCAAGGAGGGAGAGACAAUUGCUACCUCAUUCCUUUUGACUCGUUCGGGAAUCGUGCAAGGAAAGAGAGAGCAAGAAACGAGAAAGGUUGAAGCCGUCACCUCUGAGAUGUGUGGGCUUGUUUGCAUGUAGAUUGAGAUAUUUCUUUUUUAAAGGUAGUUAUCUUUUCUUGUUUUCUAUAAAUAGGACAUGUAUUUUUCCUAUUUCUAGUACAAUGAACUACGAGAUUAUUCUCUCUCUCUCUUGGUUCUAUUCUCUCUCUCCAUCAUCUCAUUUACUCUUUGUUGGUCUCUCUUCUCUUUUCUAUUAUAUGUAAAUUCCUUAUAGAAAGAGAUAAGAUUUUAUUGCUAACUCUCUAGUGUGUGAGUCAUCUCGAUGACAUCGAGAAAUAGAUUAGAGGUGUCUAGUAAAAGUUUUGUUUUCAGAAUUCUUGAUAGUUUAAUAAUUUUUCUUUUAUUUGUUCUCAUUGAUAUUUAAAAAUUAAAUUUCUAUUAUUAUUGUGAUCAUGUGCUUAUAUAUUUAUUUCUACAAGUGGUAUUAAAGUAUUGAUUUGAUUAUUUCUAAAUUUACUAUGGCUUCUAAGGUGCAUAUUGACAUCUAGAAGUUAGAUAAGUCUUCUAACUUUAAUCUAUGAAAUCAUUGUGUAUAAUAUAUUGUUGUAGACUAACUUAUAUAAGACUUUGGAUGGACUAAAGCUAGACAAGAUCAAUGGUGAUAAUUAGAAGAUAAUGAAGAAAAAAGUUAGAGGUUUUAUUCAUACAGAUUUGUCUAAUUGAACUCUUUAAUAAGUCAUGAAUAAAUACAAUCUAAAAGAACUCUAGAAGAAGUUAGAGAAGUGAUAUGCAUUAAAGUUAAUGAUGAGUAAACUGAUAUUAAAGAUAAAAUUAGUUAGGUUAGGCAUGUUAGAUAGAGAUAUUUGGCAUCAUAUUGAUUAUUUUAAUUAUUGAAAUGACUUAUUUCAUAUGAAGUCAAAUUUUUCUAAUGAGAAUAAAGUUAUUAUUCUCUUUGUUUCUCUUAUUAAUUUAUAUGAUCAUCUUGUUAUAACCUUGUUGUAUGAUAAUACAAUAUAUAUUUUUAAAAAUAUUAUUGACUCAUUGAUAGAAUAUUAUCAUUUGAAAAAAGAUAGUUGUGAACCUCAUGGUGAACGUUUAUAUGUGAAGGGUAGAAGAGAAUACUUAAGGUAAAAAGAGAAAAGAUCAUCAUGAGACAAGAAGUGUUGAUCUAAGUCACAUAAAAUUAGUUAAAAAAUCAAACUUAUCACAACUAUCAUGAAAAAGAACAUUUGUGAAGAGAUUAUUCAAAGAACCGAAGUGAUAAGACAAGAAAAAGUGAAUCUAAUUCGACUAAUGUUGUGAAAGUUGAGGAUAUAAAAGAGAAAAAGUUAUUUUAGUAUUCUUACAAUUAAAAAAUUAUUGAACACAUAGAUUCUUGAUAUUGAUUGUUUUUAUUAGAUGUGUUUUAAUGUUAACUAGUUUGACCCAUAUAAGAGUGUCAUGGGAGUAUUUUCAUGAAAAAUAAUGUAGCUUGUAAAGUUGUUGUCAUUAGUUUGGUCAAGGUUCGAAUGUUUGACUAAGUGGUCUAAGAGCUUAGAAAUAUUCAUUAUGCUCCAAUAUUGUACUAGAAUUUGAUUUUUCAUAGAGUAUUAAAAGUGAAUAAAUGUUACUUCAAAGGUGAAAAUAAAAUCUUCAAGAUUAUCAAGGGAUCACUCAUUAUAAUGAAGGAAAGACAUCAAUGAGCAAAUAUUUAUAAACUUAAAGGGAUUACUGUUGUAAGUAAAACUUGUGUUGUGAUAUCAGAUGAUUUCAUGAUUGAUGACACUCUUUUAUGACACUUGUGAUUGAGAUAUAUGAGUGAGAUAAGUAUGCAUAAGUUACAUGCACGAUAAUUACUUUCUGAUGUGAAAACUUAUAACUUAAAUUUUUGUAAGUACUAUAUCAUGAGAAAACAAUACAAAAUAACAUUCAAGGUAGUGAAAUAUAAUAUAGGUAGUGUGCUGGAUUAUAUUCAUUCAAAUGUGUGUGAUUCAAUUGAUGUGACGUCGAUAAAUUGUGUUUAUUAUUUUUUAACUUUUGUUGAUGAUUUUUUUGAGAAAGUUUAAAUAUUCUUCUUAAAACAUAAGUUAAAAGUAUUUGUGAAGUUUAAGACUUAAUGUGUAAAAUUGAAAAAUCAGAUAGAGAGGAAGAUCAAAGUCCUAUAGACUAACAAUGGUACAGAUUUUAAGAAUUUUGAAUUUAAUCAAUUUUGUGAUGAGUAUGAUAUUCAACAUCAUUAUAUGGUGAAGAAGACUCCACAAUAGAAUAGUGUUAAUAAACAGAUGAGCCACAUGAUUGUUGAGAGAGCAUAGUGUUUACAACUAAAUGCUGACUUGUCUAAGAAGUUAAGUAUGAUAGCUUAUUUGGUGAAUAGAUUGUCAUAUUAUAUUCUUUAUGGGAAGGUUGUUGAAGAGGUAUGAAUUGAAAAUCUUAUUGGCUAUUUGAAUUUACAUAUUUUUAGAUGUCCAAGAUUUUUCUUUACAACUACUAAUGAGCAAUCAAAGUUAGAUCUAAAGUUGAAAAAAUGUAUCUUCUUAUACUAUAGUGUUAAUGUGAAGAGAUAUUAACUUUGAGAUUUAAAGACAAAGAAGUUUAUUUUUAGUAGGGAUGUAGUCUUUGAUGAAGAUCACAUAUUGAAGUCCUUUAUAGAACUCAUGUUUCAAGAAUCUAAUGAUACUCAUGUUGAAGAUAGAGUAAGGUUGAAAAUGAAGAUUGUGUAGAGUCUUUCUAAUUUUAUUUUGAGUAAAGAUCGAGUUGUAGAAACAUCAAAUGUUCUUGAUUGUAUUAGAUGGGUAGAUAUAAAGUAAAGCCUCCUACUUAUCUUGAUGAGUAUAUUGUAUUUACAUUAUUUAUAGGAGAUGGUGAACCCAUAACUUUUCAAGAGGUAAUUAAUUGUCCUAAAAAAGAGAAGUGGUUGUAGAUGAUGUUUGAAGAGCAAUUAUUUUUAGACAAGAAUCACACAUGAGAAUUAGUAGAUCUUCCUACAAGAAAAUGAGUUAUUUAAGUAUAAAUUAAUAUAUAAGAAGAAGUCACUGAUGAUUAAUGAUGACCAACUAUAAUACAAGAUACGACUUGUUGCACAAAAUUUUACACAGAAAUAAGGAAUUAACUAUAUAUAGAUCUUUUCAUAUGUUGUGAAGUCCAUAUUUAUUCGCUUGAUGUUAGUCAUUAUCACACAUAAAGAUAUAGAACUUAAACAACUAGAUGUAAAGACGGUUUUUCUUCAUAGAGAUUUAGAUGAGACUAUUUAUAAUGUAACAAUUAGAGGGUUUUAUUGUCCAAGGAUCUGAACAUCUUAUCUAUCAAUUGAAGAUGUCUCUUUAUAGGUUGAAGUAAUUAUCAAAAUAGUGAUAUAAGAAGUUUGACUCUUACAUAUUAAAGAGUGACUAUAUAAGAUAUGAUUUUGAAUUCACAUGAGAUUACUAGAUUGAAGACACUAUUGAGCAAAAAAAAUGACAUGAAGAAUAUUAGUGUGGUAAAGAGGAUUCUUGAUAUGAAUAUUCAUAGAGAUUAAGAGUUAGGUUAAUUAUAGUUGACUCAUAGUAGUUAUAUCUCGUAGGUGUUCAAUCUAUUUAGUAUAAGUAAUAAUAAAAUAGUGACCAUUCCUCUAGUUAGUCAUUUCAAAUCAUCUAUUAUUUAGAUAUUACUAAGAUGAAACAAAUUAUUUAUGCUAGUUCUAUUGGCUCUCUCAUGUAUGCUAUGGUCUAUAUAAGAUCAUGUAUUACUCAUGUAAUUAGAGUUGUUAGUAGGUUUAUGAGCAAUCUAAGAAAAGAGUAUUAGAGCAUAGUGAAGUGGAUUAUUUGAUAUUUAAAGAAUUCUUUAAAUUUUAAAAUUCAAUUUAACUAAUAUAAUUGUCUCUCUACUAUUAGCUUUGUUGAUGUAGAUUUUGUUGAGAAUUUAGAUCAUCAAAAAUCUACGACAUGAUAUAUUUUUAUAGUGGCUAGUAAACCUAUGAGUUGGAAGUCUACACUUUAGAUUAUUGUCACAUUGUCUACGAUUGAGGCAAAGUACAUGACAACUAUUAAACGAGUCAAGAAGGCCUUGUGGUUGAAAAGAUUAUGAAUGAAUUUGAGAUCUGACAUGAUGAAGUUCCUCUACAUUGUGACAGUCAUAAUAUUAUUUACUUGGUCAAGAAUUAAGUCUAUCAUACAUGGUUAAAACAUACUGAUAUACAGUAUCACAAGAAUUACGAGUUGAUGAAUUAUGAAGAUAUCUCUCUAAAGAUGAUUCACAUGGAGAAGAAUGUCACAAAUAUGUUGGCGAAGGUCAUCACAGUGGAAAAGUUCAAAUACAUAUUAUAUGUACCUUACAGGAGGUGACAAACUUACAACAUAGAUGGACGUCAACUUUAGGUGCAGUGAUGACACCUACCAAGGUGGAGUUUGUUGACAGUGUCAAUUCAUCACGGCUGACACAUUUGGGAGAUCUGUGAGGAGCCUCCUCUCAUCUCAACUAUUUAGGAGACAAGCAAGUGACCCUCUCCCAUUUGACUCACUUGAGAGACAUGUGAGGAGUGAGGGGCAAUGACAUAGUUGUCACCUCAUUUUGUUUGACCUAGUUAGGACUCUUGUAGGUAGAGAAAGAUAGUUAUCACCUCAUCCUUUUUGACUCAUUCAAGUGUGGUGUAAGGAGAGAGGGAGUAGGAAAUGAAGGAGGUUGAAGUUGUCACCUCUAAUAUGUGUGGGCUUGGCCACACGUAGAUCAAGAUUUUUUUUUAGGGGUGAUUAUCUUUCCUUAUUUUCUAUAAUAUAAUACGUGUAUUUAUCCUUUCUUGAGUGUUACAGACCAUGAGAUUAUUCUCUCUCUUUUGAUUUUAUUCUCUCUCUUCAUUAACUCUCUUUUUCUUUCUUAGUCUCUUUUCUUUCUUCUAUUACAGAUAAAUUCUUUAUAGAAAGAGAUAAAAGUUUAUUGUUAAGUUUUCAGUGUGAGUCAUCUUGAGGAUGUUGAGACAUAGAUUAGAGGUGUCUGGUGGAAGUCUUGUUUUCAUCGAGAUUCCUGAUAAUUUAAUGAUUUAUUUUCUAUUUAUUCUUUUGAUAUUUAGAAAUUGAGUUUCUGUUAUUAUUGUGAUCAUGUGUUUACAUAUUUAUUCCUAUAAAGAGUCAACUAUACAUAACUAAAUUUUCUACACUAUGAUAUACUGAGGUUCUAUAGAGAGGCCUAUAAUUCCCCAACUACAAGAAGAAUCAGCAGGGGGAGUUCUAGGUGGCCAUCGUCACCAUCGUUGGGGAUGUGAUUGGACGUAGGUUGGACGCGGAUGAGAGGACUGGAGUUUCUGCAUGAUCUGAGCACAAAGAAGGAGGUCAGCGAAGUGUUGGAGAACGACGGAACCUUGUGGCUGGGAUCCAUCGAGGGGCCUUUCGUCGGUGUCUACAAUCUCUCUCUCUCUCUCUCUCUCUCUCUCUCUCUCUCUCUCUCUCUCUCUCUCUCUCUCUCUCUCUCUCUCUCUCGCUCGCUCGCUCGCUCGCUCGCUCUCGUCCCUGACCUCCCUCACACCAGUCUUUUCGCAGCUCUCUGUUCAUCUAUCGGUUACAUCUAUCGGCGACUCCAGUCUUCGAACAUCGGCUGUCUCUCUCUCGUCCCCGAUUCCUGUCCUUAA